Echinostoma caproni is the source of this 636-nucleotide messenger RNA. The record is from the annotation of a GenBank genome assembly. Lineage: Eukaryota; Metazoa; Platyhelminthes; Trematoda; Plagiorchiida; Echinostomatidae.
AUGGCGGGCCUUAGCCUGGGUAUGAAAUGUUUGAAAUGCUCUGUGUUUGUGUUGAAGAUCAUCUGUUUGUUGUGUGCUCUUUUGCUUAUCGGAGUUGGGGCGUACGUUCAAGUCAAGUUUUCUGCUUAUGAGCCUAAACUUCACAAGUUUGUCGCUAUCCUUGUGUUAGGCGGGGUUAUUCUCCUAGUGAGCUUUUUGGGAUGUUUUGGUGUCAUUCGCGAGAAUGUAUGCACCUUGCACAUGUACGGUACAUUGCUUGCCUUCCUGCUGAUUGGUGAAGUCGUGAUGCCUGUUUUAAUUGAUUCGAAAAUCAAGCAAGUGCUGCUCGAGUAUGUCCAGCGUUACCAUCAAGCUGAAGAGAUUGCAAAGUCCAUCGACCUCAUUCAGCAGAAAUUCUGUUGCUAUGGUGAUGAAGGACCUUUGGACUACCAACGAUAUGCUAGUCCUCCUGAUUCUUGCAAGUCAUCCUUGAUGAUACCGUACUCCAAGGGCUGCACGGAAGCUUUCGGCCAAUUUUCAAAGAGCAGCUUGGUCAUUAUGGCAUGCGUCUCAUUCGGUGUCUGCUUCAUUCAACUAUUGAGCACUAUCAUUACUUUCUGUUUGGGAAAACACAUCAGAGAUUAUGAAGGAGUUUAA